Diospyros lotus (date-plum) is the source of this 1374-nucleotide messenger RNA. RefSeq names its product cytokinin riboside 5'-monophosphate phosphoribohydrolase LOG8. Gene Ontology annotation, molecular function: hydrolase activity, hydrolyzing N-glycosyl compounds. NCBI's taxonomy places the organism in Eukaryota, Viridiplantae, Streptophyta, Magnoliopsida, Ericales, Ebenaceae. The transcript is spliced from 7 exons. The coding region runs from base 667 to 1155 and encodes 162 amino acids. The record is from RefSeq and is a predicted model, not a curated record. Gene Ontology annotation, biological process: cytokinin biosynthetic process. Gene Ontology annotation, cellular component: cytosol; nucleus.
UUGUCGCAAAUACACAAUCCAUUUAGAACAGAUUUGCCAUUGCCGAUUGCCCAUUGCCAUUGCCAUCACUGCUUAAACCUGGAAAAAGUUUUAUAAACAGCAGUGAGCAGACCCGUCUUAGGUCUAUUCUUGGUGAGGAAGUUUUUGCCGUAUAUAACAAAUAAAUCCAUUAAUUUACUUAAUCGAUCAAAUAUAAUCUUUAAAGCCGACACCCACAGACGGGGAGGAGGCAUGUGGGCUUCUUAUGUUUCUUCACAGAAUAAGCAGAAUCCAUCUAUAUAUAGUGAAGACACUCUGAUUUCUUGAUUUCAAUAGCUUUAUUCGUCGAUACAAGAAACACCCGGAUUGUCCUUAUUUCGCUUGUCUUCUUUAUCUUCGCCUUGGGCUGUGAUUUUUGUACCUGAUGCUAUUGAUCAACAAGAGUUGGAAUGGCUAAGGUUUGCUUGAAUUGAAUGGAUUGAGGUUGCGCAGAGAGCAUCGUGAAAAUUAAUCUCCGAAAUGGAUGGGAAUGGAGGGAGCAGAUUCAGGAGAGUUUGUGUCUUCUGCGGAAGCAACUCUGGCCAUAGAAAAGUAUUCAGUGAUGCUGCUAUCGAAUUGGGGAAUGAACUGUGAUUGCAGGUUAAGAGGAAGAUAGCUUUGGUGUAUGGGGGAGGAAGUGUUGGGUUGAUGGGUUUGAUUUCCCAAAGAGUGUAUGAUGGAGGUUGCCAUGUUCUUGGGGUCAUUCCAAAAGCUCUUGAGCCUCUCGAGAUAUCUGGUGAAACUGUUGGGGAAGUUAAAAUUGUCGCAGACAUGCAUGAGCGUAAAGCUGAAAUGGCUAAACAAGCUGAUGCUUUUGUUGCCCUUCCUGGUGGAUAUGGAACAAUGGAAGAGCUGCUGGAGAUGAUAACAUGGUCACAACUUGGAAUUCAUAAAAAACCGGUCGGUCUGCUCAAUGUUGAUGGGUACUAUAACUCUUUGCUCUCAUUAUUUGAUAAUGGUGUUGAAGAAGGUUUCAUCAAGCCAAGUGCUCGACACAUUGUCCUCUCUGCUCCAACUGCCCAGGAGCUCUUAACCAAGAUGGAGCAAUACACUCCUUUGCAUGAUCAUGUCGCACCUCACGAAAGCUGGCAUAUGGAGAAACUGGGUGAUUACCCUCGGGAUCAGAAUGAGCAGUGAAUAUCUUGGUGGUAGGUCUAUCUCUCAAUUGAUUCGAGAUUUGAUUCUUCAUAGUUUGGGCUGCUUUUAAGAAUUUUGCUCAAAAUUGGGCCACAUAGUGAGUUGUUAAGUACUCUUGUCAUUCAUUUUUAUUUGAACUCUGGUAGAACCUGCCAUGCUGUUUUACAACAAACAUUGGAUUAUAGUGGAUUGGUGAAUCAACGAACUAUUCCUUGGUCA